AUGGCUCAACAACCAGAAUCGCCCAGAUUAUCUUUACCCAAAAAUCAAGCUAUGAUUCAGAAUCAUAGAAUUCAGCGAGAGGUUGAUAAUAUUAGAUGGUAUUUUCAAAGCCUAACUACAAUAACACCUACAUUAAAUGAUAUUGUAAAUUAUCUUAAUAUAUUUUCUGAUGCUGAUAAUAGGCUUGAACGAUUAGUACUAAAAAUAUACCCAUGGGCAAAUGCUCGUGCAAUUAAUGCUGAAAACCAAAUAGCUGAUUCACAAACCCAGUUAGCCACGCUUCAAAAUGAUUAUGAUCUUCUUUAUCAAGCUUAUAGAGUCCACAAACUUAAUUAUUACUUAUUAAAAGCAACUUGUAUAGAAAAAAAUAAGCGUAUAUCAGAGCUACUUCAAGAAAAAUUUCUAUUACGCCUUUUAAAUAGACAAUUUCAGAUUCAAGCCCAGCAAAAUAGCUAG
Cetraspora pellucida is the source of this 456-nucleotide messenger RNA. NCBI's taxonomy places the organism in Eukaryota, Fungi, Glomeromycota, Glomeromycetes, Diversisporales, Gigasporaceae. The record is from the annotation of a GenBank genome assembly.